UGGAGCAUGCGUUCUAAAUCUGCACGCAUGCAGGGCCAGAUUUAGAAACGAAGAUCCCUGUGGGUUGCGCCAGAGUGCUGCGCCUGCUUGAUUUCAGCGCAGGACACGCGACUGCACGCUUCCGCUCUCUCUCUCUCUCUCUCUCUCUCUCUCUCUCUCUCUCUCUUCCACCUACUAGUUAGGACGAUUGUGGAUGGUGAUUGACAGACUAACGCGGAGCGCAUCAGAGUCAGUGGGCAGUGUGUGUGGUCUUUAUCACUCUUUGUUAUCUGUGGUCUUGAUCGACACAGCAACUCGUUCACAACAUCCUUCACAAAGACAGAAGGUCCGGUCUUGAAGACAACGAUGAUGAUGAUGGCGAGAAGAUGGCUAGCAGCCAUGGUGGCUUCACUGCUCGUAGUCCCAUGUUAUCUGUGAUCUUCGUCAACAUGAGAACAAGCUGGCAACAUCAUUCACAACGGAAGGAGGUUGGACUCAGAAGGCAAGGAUGACGAUGGUGACGUGAAGAUGGCUAGCAGCCAUGGCGGCUCCACUGUUGGUAGUCCCAUGAUUGCCUUGAAGUUCUGUCGGUACGUGUCAUCGUAUGUGGAGCAGCCAUCAUUGCUGUCCUCAAGACGAAGGCUUAGCUCUUUUAUCUGCAACCCAAUCCCGAUCGUAGUGCUGAUGCUACUCACAGCGGCGGUCGUCCCACCCGUGCGAACACACCCUUCCUUGGCCACCACCUCCCCCCCUUCCUUUCACCACCGUGUGGACAAUCACUCGACGAGCCUAAUGGCCACUCCCUUCCCCGCUUCUCCCACGACUAUCGACCAUUUGUUGAGGACGAUGCCAAUGACCAGUAUUGCAAACACCAUGCCCCGCAGGACUGUCGAGUACUCCUUGACGACAACAAUGACUAGCCGAACAACCCCCCCCACCCCCACCACCACCUCCUUCUGCUCCUCCUCCUCCUCCUCCAACUCCUCCAACUCCAACUCCUUCUCCAACUCCUCCUCCAACUCCUCCAACUCCAACUCCUUCUCCAACUCCUCCAACUCCUCCUAUUUCCUGCCAGACAUCAACAGCGAAAGAGAGCAAGGUGGGAACUCGGGAAGGGACAUGUCGCCUACGGUCAUGUCACCUAGAUCCGGACUCCUCAAAGCAACUCCGCUGGUGGCCAGCUCAUCUCAUGAAAGCAUGUCCUGGUCAAGAUCAGGAUAUGCCAGACGGACAGGCAGUUUGGCGACCUCCAUACCUCCGGCUCGGGGGGGUCCCAAGGGAAGCGCCGGGUUCCAUAUCAGAGGCAGCGCACUGCAGAGCACCAGUCCCAACAGCCACGGGCCUCUCAUCAGCGGACCCACAUCGUCCGGAAGAGAGGCUCCAGCAGCCAACAGGUGCAGCAGUCAAUCGCCAACUGCCGCAGAGCGCAGGCUUCUGCAAGAGGGAGAAGGCGCCUCAUUACCCUCAGACUCUGCCAACGGGACUGAUAACACGACACCUAGUUCAAGAUCCCCGCCGGAUGACCCAACCACAGUGUCAAAAUUGCCUCCCGAAGAGACACAGGUCACUCCUCCCGGGGUCCGUGAAUCCACGCCAACGACCAGCCAGAGCAACGGGCUGCCCCCAGAUGGUGGCUCUCCUGCAUCCUCCCCACGAACCCCCCCUCUCCCUGCCCCUCCUCCUCCCGAGGCCCCUAAGUCACUGGCUCCCUUUGCUAUCUACCCUCCUGACCCCCCUACGGCUCCUACUAAUUGGUCCUCCGCAGGACCUGCGGCCGAGCCCAACGUCACUCAAGGGCCAGCCGCCCCUCCCCCUCCAGUUCCCUCCGCCUUGCACCACGGGCCGAAGAAGACCCCGCCCCUCAUCGAGGACAACGAGAAAGUCGGUCUUGAAAGCGACUGGUCAAACGUGUUCUUCAUCAUCUACCUUGUGUUCCUUGGGGGCAUGGGCAUGGUGCUUUGCCCCCUCACUCUAUUCUACUGGUGGCGCGUAAAGAUCACUUGCGAUCGAGUGCGUGCAACCAGCAACAAGCUACUCUUUGUGGCCAUGAAAACCAUUGAUGAUGACAUGUAUGGGUCAGAUCCUCACAACCCGACAGACACUCGAUCACAACCGCAGACUACUGCAACUAACCGUAACGGUGCUCAGGCACACUCACCAGGAGGAGGAGGAGGAGGUAAAGGAGGAGCAGACAUUGAGGCAACGGUUCCUGGGGAAGGGAAGAAGGUUGUGGGAGAAGGGGAGGGAAAUUCUGAACAGGGUAAGAUGGAUGCCGGGACGUCGAAAAGUGAGGCUGCUUUGGGAAGGAGUGAAGAAUCAUCACCCUCUCAGGGACGUGAUCAACAUGGUAGAAGUACACAGGGUGAGCAAACACCUGCCAUCAGGAGGGAUGCAGGCGCAAGUUCAUCAGCAGGCAUGCGGACUCGGGAGAGUGGAGGGGGGAUGGAGACCACAGAAAAAUCUGCGAUGAGCAUCAGAGUCGGUUUUGCAGUGCGGGAAGGGGAUGAGAUCAAGAAGUCGGUGUUUGUCAUUCCUGGACGUGAUGAGCCUCCACCUGUCGAGGUCACCAUGCACGACCUUGCACUCUUUUCGUUUUUCCAUCCGGUCUUCGUGUUCAUUGUGUUGAGCCUUCUGGUGAUUGCAGGAUUUGCAGUUGUCCUUUGCCUUAUUGCCCUGAUGGGCCUCUCUGUGGCUUGCUGGGCUGCAAGCUGCUCUUACAACAAGGGUGCAACGAUGGGUGUCUGGAUCUGUGUGACCCUCUUGGUCCCCAUCUAUGGUGUGCCAUCUUUCCUUCUCACUUGGCACCUGAGGAUGUUAUGGACAUUUUGGCAAGCCGGUCGAAGCUACCUCAAGAUUGGUUUAUUCUCGUAGUCUCGUCUUAUAAGCUAAAUCUUGUAUUCGUCUACACCACCGCGAAUAAGGUCGACGUGUCAUCUUACUGUGUAUUGCUCCUGGAGGAUCUCUGCAAAUGUGACCGUUGGUGCGAUGUUCAUUGUUCUUUUAUAAAAUGCAGACCGUUGGUGCGAUGUUCAUUGUUCUUUUAUAAAAUUGUGUCAUGACUCAUGAGCGUAAUUGAUGCAGCUCUGCAAUCGUUGCAUGGCAUGUUUGGAGUAUGUACCAAUGGGCUUCG
This is a messenger RNA of Chara braunii, 3109 nucleotides long. The record is from the annotation of a GenBank genome assembly. NCBI's taxonomy places the organism in Eukaryota, Viridiplantae, Streptophyta, Charophyceae, Charales, Characeae.